Molecule: messenger RNA, 1063 nt
Organism: Lampris incognitus (smalleye Pacific opah)
Lineage: Eukaryota; Metazoa; Chordata; Actinopteri; Lampriformes; Lampridae
Gene: epoa
Product: erythropoietin a
Exons: 5
Coding region: 147-704 (185 amino acids)
Biological process (GO): nucleate erythrocyte development
Cellular component (GO): extracellular region
Molecular function (GO): erythropoietin receptor binding; hormone activity; cytokine activity
Source: RefSeq, a predicted model, not a curated record
GCCGCUGCUGGCUCACGGAUAAUGCGGACGAAAGCGUGUGUGUGCAUUGGAUCCGACUAGACGCCCGUCGCUGCCGCGAAGGCUGCACGCCCGUUGAGUCAUUUUUCCACCAUGCAUUUUUUGCGAGACGCCGCACCUGUUCGCGAAUGUCGCAGAAAACCGGUAGAGGACUCUUUGCCUUGCUGUUGUUAGUGUUGGAGUGGACCCGGCCAAGCCUACCGUCACCGCUGAGGCCCAUCUGUGACCUGAGAGUCCUAAACCAUUUCAUUCAGGAAGCACGAGACGCGGAAGUUGCCAUGCGAUCGUGUAAAGAAGGAUGUAGUCUCUCACAGACCAUCACUGUUCCCCAAACCAGAGUAGAUUUUGAUGUCUGGGAGAAGAAAAAUGCACUGGCUCAAGCUCAGGAAGUGCAAGCUGGCCUCUGGCUGUUGCACCGGGCCCUUAACUCACUCCGGACUUCAGUCACCAACACAGCACUGCACAGCCACAUAGACAACAGCAUCAGAAAUGUGCUCAGCCUUAACGCCGUGCUGCGCAGCCUCAACAUCCAGGAUUACACCCCACCGUCCGGUGUAAUAGAAGGAGAGGGGACGUGGAGAGUGUCCUCAGCACCAGAUGUGCUUCAAGUCCACGUCAACUUCCUGCGAGGCAAGGUGCGCCUCCUUCUCUCCGACGCACCAGCUUGUCAGCAGGACGUCAGCUGAUUGGCUAUCUCUUAACUUUGGGUAAAGCUGAUUUAUGUUUCCCAAGGCAAGAGGAGGGAUUUGACACUUUUAACCCUGCCCAUUGGCUGCUGGAAAUGAUGUGGAACAUGAGCAAGAUUCGGCCAUCCUAGUAGAAGUGGACGGAGCUGAAGGGAAAGGACAGUCCCAGCUGGGCUUUGUACAAGCAGAGAAUAUAGCACCUUGGAUUGUAGACAUUAAACAUAUGGACAUGGUGAAGCACACGUCGACCAAAACUGAGGCCAAUGGGAUGCACUGCUCCAAUUACUCUUCUGUAGGCACUCUCCAGCACUUUGUGUGUGCAAGUGUUUGUGUGUGUAUGAGUGAGACUGCGAGUUUGA